UGUGAUUGUCCAAAUGCCAUGAGUCCAGACAUUCAAAUGUUUCGACAUGGAUUUUUCCCCACAUCAUUUAACAAGCCAAAGACUUUGUUCACCUUCAGGGUGCUCAAUAAUUUUCUAUUGGACAACCUCAAAUGUGGCACCUCAGCAAUGAACUAUUACAGUAAGCUCUGGUGA
Molecule: messenger RNA, 174 nt
Organism: Suillus subaureus
Lineage: Eukaryota; Fungi; Basidiomycota; Agaricomycetes; Boletales; Suillaceae
Exons: 1
Source: RefSeq, a predicted model, not a curated record